AUGGGGGGCGAAUGGGCGAACGCGGAUGAGGAGUUCGUUACGCUCGAGCCGAGGCACGACGACGACGACGACGGGGCUGGAGAGAUCGAGCUGGUGGAUCUGCGGGGGGGCGACGGAGACGAUGCGCGCGGGGGGUCGAUCGGAUCGACGUCGGGAGGGACGGGUGAACGAGGACGUUGGAAACCGCUCGCGGCGGCGAUGGCGUUCGCGAUUGCGACGUGUUACGCCGACCGGUCGAACAUCUCGGUCGCGAUCGUGGCGAUGAAGGAUCAGUACGAAUGGACGAAAACGCAACAGGGUUUGGUGCUGAGUGCGUUUUUUUACGGGUACGGGGCGACGCAGAUCGUGGGUGGGAGAUUGGCGGACGCGAGAGGCGGUCGGGCGGUUUUGCUCGGGGGGGUGUGCGCGUGGAGCGCGGCGACGGCGCUCACACCGGGCGCCGCGGGGUUAGGUCUAGCGCCGCUGAUAAUCAUGCGCAUAUUGCUCGGUGCCGGGGAGGGGGUGGCGUUUCCAGCGACGCACGCGGUGAUCGCGCGCGAGGUCCCGGUGGCGAAACGGUCGACCGCCGUGGCGGCGGUCACGGCGGCGAGCUACGCGGGCGCGGCGUUCGCCUUCGCGGUGACGCCCGGGUUGGUGAGUGAGUUCGGGUGGUCGAGUGCGUUUUAUAGUUUUGGUGCGAUCGCGCUGUUCUGGAUCCCGAUUUGGCUAGCGAUGCAGGCGUCCGACUCUAAUGAACAGAGCAAAGGCGACGAAUCGCGUCGUUUGAUGUCGACCGACGCGUCUGUGUCCGAGGCUACGUCGAUGGAGAUCUGGCGCGAGCUCGUUUCACGUAAAGAGGUCAAGGCGAUAUGUGUCGCGCAGUUCACGCAGAGCUGGGGCAUGUACGGUUUGCUCUCAUGGUUACCCACGUACUUCAAUGAGGCGCACGGCGUGGACAUUGCGGAUCUCCCUGCUUUCACGUUCGUACCUUACAUCCUCCAGGGCGUCCUGGGCAUGGGUGUGGGCAUUCUCGCGGACGAUCUCAUUAACGUUAAGAAUGUUCCGGUGAAAACUGUUCGACGCGUGGCACAGUGUACCGGCACUGUCGGCCCAGCCAUCGCGCUCCUCGUCGCCGCAUCACCCGCGGCGACGCACGAUCCCAUCCUUGCCGCCGUCUCCGUCGACAUCGGACUCGCCCUGAGCGCGCUCACCCUCGCCGGCGUCUCAGUUUCUCACCUAGAUAUCGCUCCCCAGCACGCGGGCAUGGUCUUCGCCACGGGAAACACGAUGGCCACGCUCGCCGGCAUCAUCGCCGUCCCGCUCAGCGGCUUGGUCUUGGACGCGAGCGAUCAAAACUGGUCCCUCGUCUUCGCCAUCAUCGCCGUCGUCUACGUCUUUGGCGCCGUUUACUGGUUCUUCAACCUCGGUGACGAACCACUCACGCUCAAAACGGACCCAUAG
Molecule: messenger RNA, 1440 nt
Organism: Ostreococcus tauri
Lineage: Eukaryota; Viridiplantae; Chlorophyta; Mamiellophyceae; Mamiellales; Bathycoccaceae
Product: Major facilitator superfamily domain, general substrate transporter
Exons: 1
Coding region: 1-1440 (479 amino acids)
Biological process (GO): transmembrane transport
Molecular function (GO): transmembrane transporter activity
Source: RefSeq, a predicted model, not a curated record